AUGACUACCGAUCUUGAACCCCAGAUGGAGCAAGAUGAUGGUGGGCUCCCAGGCCCUGGUGCUCCCACGCCCCUUUCUGCUCUCGAGGGUAUUGCUGGAUUGACUGCGAGAGAUGUCAAGUUGGUUGUUGACGGAGGAUUUCACACUGUUGAAUCGGUUGCAUAUACUCCGAAACGAGUCUUGGAGCAGAUCAAGGGUAUUUCUGAACAGAAAGCCACCAAAAUCUUGGCUGAAGCUUCCAAGCUGGUCCCCAUGGGUUUCACGACCGCCACAGAAAUGCAUGCUCGACGAAGUGAACUUAUCUCCAUCACCACCGGCUCGAAACAAUUAGAUACUCUCUUGGCUGGAGGAGUAGAGACAGGUUCAAUCACGGAGAUCUUUGGGGAAUUUAGGACGGGAAAAAGUCAGCUGUGUCAUACCCUUGCCGUUACGUGCCAGUUACCAUUCGACAUGGGUGGUGGUGAAGGGAAAUGUCUUUACAUUGACACUGAAGGGACAUUUCGUCCAGUGAGGUUACUGGCCGUUGCACAGCGAUAUGGACUUGUCGGAGAGGAGGUCCUGGAUAACGUUGCCUAUGCUCGAGCUUACAACUCAGACCACCAGCUUCAACUUCUCAACCAAGCGUCCCAAAUGAUGUGCGAAACACGAUUCUCACUGUUGAUCGUCGACUCUGCGACGGCUCUCUAUCGAACUGACUUCAACGGGCGUGGUGAAUUGUCCAACCGUCAGACUCAUCUUGCCAAGUUUCUGCGAACGCUGCAGCGCCUCGCCGACGAGUUUGGCAUUGCAGUAGUCAUCACCAACCAAGUCGUGUCUCAGGUUGAUGGAGGUCCAAGCUCCAUGUACAAUCCAGACCCAAAGAAACCAAUCGGAGGAAACAUUAUCGCUCACGCAAGCACGACUCGACUAAGUUUGAAAAAGGGCCGUGGGGAUACACGAAUAUGCAAGAUCUACGACAGCCCUUGUCUGCCCGAGAGCGAUUGUCUGUUUGCGAUUAAGGAAGACGGCAUCGGUGAUCCCAGCCCCAAAGAUCUAGAAAACGAGAGCAGUCCGGUGGUACAAUAUUGUUUUGAGGCUUUGGCGUUUGGAGCUCUGCCUCGAAAGCUCCUCCGCUAUCAAGCCUGUCGGCAAAGAAAAACAACCGUCGCGCCGCCCACGAGCUCACCCUGUGCCGACGAGCAUGGCAUCCUACGCCUGACUCCUAUCCCGAAUUUUCCGCUCUUAACCAACGCAGCCCGAACGAUGGCAAAAAUUUACAAGGAAAUCAAGGUCGACGUGCGCCCGGCCGCCGCAAGUACCGUGGUCGACAUACAAAUCCCCACGCAGGAAAACUCGCAGCGGCGGGCCAGGUUGGCUCUCUCCUCGCUGACAGCUCAAGAUAUACCGACCAUCAGAGAUGAAGAAGACUACGCGCGACGAUACUUGGCUACGCAAGGGUCCCUUUAUUUCCGCCAACGAAAGGUCUAUCCGCGUACGUUCCUUUGGAGGGUGAUCAACGACAACAAGGUAUUGGAGAUACAGUCUGUGGACAUAUCCAAGAGUGUUGUCGAUCACAAUGAAGCGAACCUGGUACUCCGCUUGGACUUUCAAGACCCAAUAAUUCCGUCUGGUGUGGCACUGGCAGACACCGAAGAUCACGAAGUGUUGAACGUCUUUGUCUUGACCACCUCCAAGAAUCUGCACACGCUGAGCCUUCGACCAGAGUUUUUCCGUCGUGUGUCAUCCAUAGACGAAAACCUUCAAGAUUGGUGCAAAACAUUCGUGCCCUCUCCUCUGUCUUUCACCCAGCCUCAUCGCUUGCACGCUAGCAACACCACCGAAUUGUUUAUCGCGCUUGAAAACGGUGCUCUUUUGAGAUUGACCAGGCGAACCGGAGAUGAUGGGUCACACUGGUCGCAAAUCACCUUUGACGAAAAGUCCUGGGGAGCAUCACUUCGCGGGCUCGUGCCUUGGAACUCCCAACAACGGAUAACGUACAAUGGCCAGAGUCUCGACCCAAACACACCGAAUGCGAUAGCGACAACAUCCGACCAAACCUACGUCUUUGCCGUCUGCCUGAACCAUACACUAAAGGUUUGGAACCUCGCGACAAAUAGAUUGGUUGGUUCGAAGGAUCUUUUAAAUCGCGAGAUACCCAAACAACAACAGGAUUCAACAGCAUAUUUCCUGAACCCGGCGGAUUCUGCUUUCCUUCGAGUGUUCAAUGCGGAAAGGGCUAUGGAUGGAGGAUAUCGUUAUUACGUUGCCACAUAUACCCCUCAUGAAGAAGGGCGGUUUAAGUUCUGGGCCGUCAAAGGCGGUUUGACUGCACCACUGACCAUCGAAGACCUCUUUCCUCAGGCCGUUUUCAGGCCUUUGGACCCUGACACAACUGGGAAUAUGUUCUGGAGCGUUGCCGACUUCCAAAUACGACCAAUGGAGGAAGGAAGACGAAUGGAAUUGUGGGUUCUCUGGCGCAACAACGAUCUGUACCAGCUGUAUACGCUACAUUUUGAUUUCCAGAGCCUAGAGGAAGACUGGUCUGCGAACUGGACAUCAACCGCCUGGGACACACGGCGCAACGAACCAGCUCCUUCUUUGAUCUUAUCAGACACUGUUGACCCGACGGAGAAGUGGCUCAAAUUCAUCUUCCACCCAGGUCGCUACACACCUGAAGUGCUAGAGACAGCGCUCGUUUCAUACCAAGAAGCCCUGAAGCCACGCUCUUCUUUGGCCUUCCCGAAGCGGAACGCGCCAUUGCAAGAACGGCUGUGCUCGACGAUUACGGCGUCUGUAUCAUUACGGAAGUUCGCCGAUGAUGAUUUGGACUAUUCCAAAUAUCGAGCAGACACCGACCACAAGUGGCGCCAGUUUUGGCAAAUUGCCCAAGAAGUCAACGGGCGAAGACUUGAGCCUAUAUCCUUGGCAUAUGAUCUCUACAGUGACCUUCCAUGGGUGAUUACCACCGACACUUGUGCCCUGAUUAGGGAAUGCAGCGCCACUGAGUUACUGCUUCACAAUUCGGUUGCGGAUUUGCAAAACGAGCUGCCUAAAGUUGCAGAUCGCUGGAGACACCGGAAACUUGAGAAUGAGAUUGGCAACCGAUACCACGAGCCUAGCCAUCUCAUUAAGGUCGCUACUGAUUUCAGAAAACGUCUCCCUGCGGCUGCACUGCGAUCAGUUGAACAGGCUUUGCACAGUGAACUGUUCCUAGAACCAUUGCUAUCCGCCACGGAUCGACUAGGAGCCUUUAUUGACCGAGCGGAAUUAGGAGACCAAGUGUCAGACGAUACAUUUAAUUUCCUCUGCUCCUCCAUGAAAGAACAAAUGAACAUUUACAAGUUGCACCGGGAACCAUUUCAAGUCAUCCUAGAUACACUGCCAAUGGGGUUUACAGCCAAAGAUUCGGAAUUGCUUUUUACGGCAUUUGGGGUUAGGGCUAUGACGAAUGGAUCCCAGGAAACAAUCUGUCACACUCGCCAAGUCUUGCUCGAUCUUCUCGUGUUGGUGGUUUUCAUCGGAGGAGAAAUCACUCAAAAGCCCGGCUCAUCGUUUGAUGCAUCAGAAUUGUUCCCGUUGCUCAUAAAUUUUCUGAAGGAGUGCGAACUCCUGUACUGGCUCAGCUCGAAUACCCGAAUCCCACCAAACCGACAUCAGCAUGAUGCUGACAAGGAAAUCACAUCGAAAGAAGCCGGCGCAGUUAAAUCCAUUCUCGAGGACUUCUUUGUUGCCAACAUAAAACCACGACCUAACAUUAGUCUUCCUCAAACGUUCAACCUGACCCAAGGUAUACGAGAUGUCCUCUCGUGGAUCGUUCGUCCCGGAGACGUAGUGCUUCCCAACGUCUUGGUACACAUACAAUGCGAUCUGAUUGCAAACAACAAUGUCGAACUUGCGAGUGACUUCUUACGUUUUCAGCCCAGCAACGCCUGGUCAAGCUAUGUCAAAGGCCGCUUGUUCGUGGCCAAGUCAGAAUUUGAUAACGCAGCACUCUACUUUCAAAAAGCUGCUUUUCUGCUUUCUUUCGGGAGGGCCCUUGGCGACCUGAGUGAAAUGUCGUCUGGUCUGCUCGAUAUUCUCGACGCAGAUAAUUUUAACAACGGCCUUCCGAAAUAUUUCCAACAUAUUCUCAGUGUUUUCGAAAAAGCUCGGUCUUUUACGCAUGUGUCUGACUUUGCUUCAUUUGCGUUACAGGCUUUGGAGACCGAUGGCCAAUAUUCUCAAGACGAUCCAGAAUAUCUAAACAUUCGGACCGAUGUGCUCUCUCGACUGUUCUACGCGUCGUUGAGAACUUGUCAGUUUGACAAGGCAUAUUCUGCUCUCUCGCGCUACACCAACAGUGCUUUGCAAAAGUCGGCGCUCGCUUCUUUGAUAACUGCUAUUCUCUCAGCGUACGGGCCUGGCAUGUCGGGUCUCGAGCAGCUCCUCCACCUUCCGCUUGGCAUCACUCCUAGCCUCUCAUCUCACGUGGAUGAGUGUCUUUUGUCACUUGCAAGGAAGCAGCCCUCCUUCAGUUCCUCUUUAGAUCCAGACGACCUGUGGUGGGAAGGAAACGAUACUCCAGACUAUCACCGUAUCUUGCAUGCCUAUCGCAUUGCACGCAAUGAUCUUCGCGGAGCCGCCGAAUUGGGAUAUCAGACAGUGCAGCGGCUUCGAGAUGCAAGAGAUACUCCACUUACACAGUUAGCGCUUAUCCGACGUGGGAGGAUUGAUGAUGACGAGUCUAGGCGGCUGGUAGAGGAGGAUGAUCUCGAGAGCAAGAAAAUCCGGCACGAGCUGCUAUCGUUGAUCAAUCUUUUGGCGUGUGUCGACAAGAACGAGGCAUAUAUUCUGGUGGAGCUGGACCCUACGCCAGGCAUUACAGAAACGGCGAAGCACAACGACGACAACGACGACGUGUUUAUGGACGAAGCCAACUCUUCUCACGGCCCUUCGAGCCCUUCUGCUCGACGACGCAGCAGUGUCACAGGAUCAGCCGAGGCCAGCCAGCAGGCCAUUGGCAACAAAAAACAUCGACCGAGUCCACAGCGGGCGAUUGUGAAUUUGGAGCAUCUUCGCCGCGAAUACCAGGCCGAGCUUGACCGGGUGAGCCGGAUCCAGCGGGGGGACUGGGAAUUUGGUGCUGUAGAGGGUGAUAUCGACAAUAGCUUACUUAUUAACCUUUGA
Messenger RNA from Talaromyces rugulosus, 5145 nucleotides. RefSeq lists its product as uncharacterized. Gene Ontology annotation, cellular component: condensed nuclear chromosome. Gene Ontology annotation, biological process: reciprocal meiotic recombination; DNA recombinase assembly; chromosome organization involved in meiotic cell cycle. Bases 1 to 5145 code for a protein of 1714 amino acids. Gene Ontology annotation, molecular function: DNA strand exchange activity; ATP hydrolysis activity; ATP binding. The record is from RefSeq and is a predicted model, not a curated record. The transcript has 8 exons. Lineage: Eukaryota; Fungi; Ascomycota; Eurotiomycetes; Eurotiales; Trichocomaceae.